AUGUGGGUCGGACAUAGCGUGGAGCGCCUAGCGACAGCGAGCGAUGCGCCUGAAGCAAUGGCCAUAUCUUUGAAAUUGAUAUCUGAUUCUCGAUACAAUUCAAUUGAAGAGGAGGUGGAAGCCAAUAAGGACGUUAUCGGAUCAAGAGAGCGGGCAUGGGAAACAGCGAAGAUGCAAUUUAUCCAACCGCUGUUCCAAAAGUACCACUCGCUCCUUGUCGGCUCAAAACAGCAAACAUGCCCGGCGAUCACUCUCACGCAGCUGUGA
Messenger RNA from Cooperia oncophora, 267 nucleotides. NCBI's taxonomy places the organism in Eukaryota, Metazoa, Nematoda, Chromadorea, Rhabditida, Trichostrongylidae. The record is from the annotation of a GenBank genome assembly.